Messenger RNA from Diabrotica virgifera virgifera (western corn rootworm), 4817 nucleotides. RefSeq lists its product as uncharacterized. The record is from RefSeq and is a predicted model, not a curated record. The transcript is spliced from 3 exons. Bases 195 to 2282 code for a protein of 695 amino acids. NCBI's taxonomy places the organism in Eukaryota, Metazoa, Arthropoda, Insecta, Coleoptera, Chrysomelidae.
UUUCAUACGCGGGAUCCAGACCUAAUACGAGUUAUAAUGUAGACAGUACUUUUAAGGAAAAUACGCCAAGAACCAUCUUCAAAUGUGUAUAUCAUUGUCUGCAUAAUACUAGACCACCUAAGAAAGUCAAAACACCUCACUAUAAGCAUGUGAAUUGUCCAGCUAAAUUGACUAUAAAUGUCAGGAAUCCAAAAAUGAAAAGGAGCAAUGAUGUUCAUUUAAAACAAUUCCCAUGUGAAAUUUUUAUUAGGUACACACAUAACCAUAAUAUUUAUUGUGCUGAUGUGUUGCGCCAUAAGAGACCAAGUGAAGAAGUAGAGAAUAUCUUCAAAGAUCUUUUUGGAAAAGGUUAUUCACCAUCUUCUGCCCUAGAAAUUUAUAAAAUGGAGUUGCAUGAUCUAGAUCCACAAAACUACUAUACAGUAGUAGCAGAUGGUUCAAGGUGUCCCUCACGUCGAUGGUGUUAUGAAUUAUAUUAUAAACUAUUUAAAAAGGAGUAUGGAGAUCCUAGUGGUUCUAAAAUGAUUUCUUCAUUAUCUGAAAAGAUUAUUAAAUACAAUCAACACUGUAGUAACAAUUGUGCUGCCUUUUCAAAUGAUGGGGAUGACUUAGUGGUUGCAGUUUGUUCACCAAUGACGAAGAAUGUCCACAAAUAUAUAAAAUCGUCUGGUAAAAUAACGUUUAUUGAUUCAUCCGGAAAUAUGGAUAGGCAUAAUAGUCGAAUUUUUUUAAUGUUAUCUCCCUCAGUUGCUGGAGCACUCCCAGUAGGUUUAAUUAUGACAUAUAGUGAAUCACAAAAAACCAUUUUAAAAGGUCUAGAACUUUAUAAAACCCUUUUAGAUGAAAACUCUUUUUAUAAAAACUCAUUUCCAAAGGUAGUUAUUACUGAUGACUCUACUGCAGAACGCGAAGCCCUUAAAACUGCAUUUCCACUUUCAACUCUGUUACUCUGUAAAUUUCAUAUUUUGCAAGCUACAAUGCGAUAUUUGUGGGAUUCCAAGCAUGGUGUUGAUAAACAUGAUCGUAUAUAUUUAUACAGAUUAUUUCAAGGUUUAGUAAAUUGUGCAGAGAAAGAACAAUUUUUGAAAAAUUUUGAUUUUUUUUUAGACUGUAGUAUUGUAAAAAAAUAUGAAAAUGUUGCCAAAUAUUUUAAAAAUCUUAAAAAUAGAUCUAAAGAAUGGGCUUUAUGUUAUAGAUCGGGCAUUUUAACAAGGGGAAAUGAAACUAAUAAUUAUGCAGAAGCUGGCUUCAGAAUUUUGAAAGACAAGAUUUUGCAUAGAACCAAGGCAUUUAGUAUUGUACAAAUGUUUAGUUUCUUAACUGACCAUCUGCAUAAUUAUUAUACAAGGAGGCUUACCGAUUUAAUAAAUAAUCGAAGUGAGAGCCUUGCUAAAAAAUACUUAAUUAAAAUUGAAAAAAUUAAAAAAUUUGAAUAUACAGCAAUUACAGACAAUUUUUAUAAGGUAACAUCAGGAGAAAAUGAAUAUUUUGUUAAUACUGAAGUAGAGUUAUGUAGUUGUAAUAUUGGAUGUACUGGUGCUCCAAGUAAACAUCAAUAUGGAGUAGUAAAAACAUUUAAUUUAACUUCUCAACAGUUUAUUCCUACUGCUGAUGUACACAUGAAAUCAGUAUUACACAAGAUCGUUAAUGACACAGAAGUUCCUAGUAGCUGGUAUGAAAGUUUAAAAAAAGAAGACAAUUUCCCACAGAAAACCAUGCAGAGUAACCGGACAGAAACUAACACUGUUCAAAGUACAGACACUGUUAAUACUCAGUUAAAUGAUAACAGUGCUAAUGAAUGUUUAGUAAAUAAACAUUUUACAGAGCAAGACAUCGAGACUGAAAGUAAACAAUUGUUACAAACUUUUCAGGAUUUUAAUUCAAAAUUGUUGGGCAAUCCAGACGUUUAUUAUUCAGCAAUAAAAAAGUUUAACGAAUUAGCGUCUGAGCUACGGACAGAAUCGUCAUUGGUAUCAGCUCUGCAUACUUUCGGAAAAUAUACAGGUGCAGGACAACCACUUAUAAGGAAAGGCAAGAAUUUACAGGGUGGUAAAAUAAUAGGUGUGCAACCUACAGCAAUGUCAAGAAGAAAGGUACAUCUUGGUGGUAGAAAUGUAGCAUUUACUGGAAGACCUCCCAAAAACCAAAACGAUCAUACUUAUAACAGAAAAAGGAGUUUAACCGCUAGAGAAAUUCCAGUCCCUCAGAAGAAAGCUGCCCCGCAUUCUUUAACACUUUGUGUAGAUCACAAUCACAAUAUUAGUUUAGGUAAAAAUCAUUAAAUUGUUUAUAUGCACAUAUGAUAUUAAUUGACAUUUUAUUGUUUGUCAUUUAUGUGCUUAUUAGAGCAGACGUGUUUGUUCCACUGUUUAAUGUCAAAUAUUCAUAAUUCAUAUCCGAGAAUUAAACAAUAUAUUAAACGCCCUAUAUAGGGAAUUAACGAAUUGUUAUUGUAUACAAACAUGUGCGGUCGGCUAAUUUAGUUAAUUAUUACGAAACGUAAACAAUAAUUUUGGACAAGUGCACAUUAAUUUUGAUGAUUUCAUAUAAUUCCUUUGUUCUUUAAUAUUUUAUAAUUAUAUAUAGGCGCGUGGGUCCUGACCCAGAAAUAUACUGCCACUAAGAAAAGUGUACAUUCAUAACACUAGUUUACAACCAGUUUGCUACUCGAAUGCAUAAUGGUGUUUUUUGUUAAUUUUUGCUCUCUGAAUAUGAUUAUGAUGGUAAAAAGCUCCUAACACAUAAGAUUUUUGAGUUAUCAUUUAAAAAAAUGAGUUAUGAUUUUGAAGUUAUGAGUAUUUUGCUAAACAAUUUUUAAAACAGUUAUUUGUAAUAUAUUGGGGCGUGAUCUUAUCCAAUUGACGUUUUUCCUAAAAAUUGUGCAUAAUUUGGCAACACUGGGACAUCUAAUGUCUACGAAUAACACAUUAACAUUUAAAUAAAGAAUAAACCAAAGGUAGUCCUUAAUCAGUAAACAGAGCAAGCAUUAAAUUGAAUAUCCAGAUAUUACCUCAACAAUAAAACUAGUUUUUCAUGGAGAAGAUUUCCAGUUCCAGAACCUCGGCAAGUUGGUGUAUCAGAAAAGAAUAAUUCUUAUUUUCCUGAAAGGGGCCAAAAAGCACCUUAUUGCAUCCAAAAAGCCGAAUUACAUGACUUAGUUGUAGGUUACAAUAGUAGGUCUUAGGUUCUAGAUUACAAUAAUGGAUUUUUUAAAUGGAAUUUACUAGCCAGUACAACUUAUAAUAUUUAUGAACCGUAACCAGGAGCUAUCCUCGUUUUUACUAUGCAGAAUAAAAUGUGUGCUUAUGUUAAUCCAAAUAGUGUUUUGGGAAAAUUGGGAUAUGCACAAAAUUGUGUACAAAAGACUUACUGUAGUUUUUGUUUCUAAUGCUGAUUUUAUGUGUAUAUAGUAUGUAAGAAUUUUUAUAAUAAACAUCAAUAUUUGAUGCAUUCUAUAACUCCAAAUGUAACAUUUCACCUGACCGGACGCAUACGCAGAAAUGCGCGGCCCUUUAAGAAGAAAAUAACUCAAAAUAUAUACGUGAUGGAACAUUUUGGUGUUUGAAUUCGCAUUCAGGACCCUUUAAACUCCCCGGUGCAGCCAUUUUAAUAUCAGUCGCAACUGUUUUUGUUUAUUUGUUGACUAGUGUAAUCAUUCAUUUGAAUCACUUCAUACAGUCAAGAUGUGACUUCAAAUCAUUAUCAUUAAGUAUUAUUAGCAAUUAGAUCUUGUUACUGUCAAAUUUAAACUUUGUAAGGUAUUCCAAGUAAGGUAUAAGGCUUUCCAAUAAGAAUCGAAAAUCGUCGAUUCAGAGUGCUGCUCUGCGCUCCCUGUUCUAAGUGAAAAAUAAGAUUGUUUUGCCUUCGCAUUGCAACUGAAUAAAAAUGGAAUUUUUAUUUUAUUUUUAAACUUUGUAUUUGCCCCGGGUCAUAGGGAGCGUUCAAGUAUUACGUAACGCAAUUUUUGAAGAUUUUUGACCCCCUCCCCCCAGGUAACGCACCGUAACGUUUUUAUGUACCCCCCCUCCCCCUACCUAAACGUUACGUAACACCCAAGUCACCAUUUGAACCUAAAUGGAAAACUAGGUUGCGAAAAGUACCGGAAUUAUUAUUUUAAUCGCAUUUGAGGUAAUAAUAAAAACUUACAAUCAUCAUCCAGCCUCAAAAGUCCACUGCUGAACAUAGGCCUCCUCCCCUCAUUUCCAACCACGUCUAUCCUGCGCCGCUCUCAUCCAGCUUUUAUUUAGCUUUCUUACGUCGUCUGUCCAUCUUGUAGGCGGUCAACCGGCGCUUCUCUUGUCUUCUCUUGGCCUCCAUUCCAAUAACCUUUUUGUCCAUCGCCCAUGUGUCAUUAUCGCUAUGUGUCCUGCCCAUCUCCACUUCAAGUUAGCUAUCCUUUUGAUGACGUCAGUCACCUUUGUCUUCUCCUGAUUUCUUCGUUUCUGAUUUUGUCUCGCAGAGUUAUUCCCAACAUUGACCGCUCCAUUUUUCUCUGCGUUACUCUUAGUUUGGUAGCCGAGACUUUAGGUAAGGUAAGUGUUUCUGAUCCGUACGUCAAGACUGGGAGGACGCACUGAUCAAAUACCUUUCUCUUUAGGCAUAUGAGCAACUCACUCUUAAAAGUUUCUCUCAGUUUUCCAAAUGCUGCCCACCCAAGAACGAUUCUUCUUUUUAGUUCAUGUGUCUGGUUAUCCCUGCCAAUCGUAAUUUCAUGUCCCAUGACAUGAAAUAUGUCCAAAACUUAGAAUAAUAAUCUUUUAUUACUAAUUUUACAUUUACAUUUACAUUUUCCCUGCUUGGCCCCAUCCUUACAUACA